Molecule: messenger RNA, 1312 nt
Organism: Aspergillus ochraceoroseus IBT 24754
Lineage: Eukaryota; Fungi; Ascomycota; Eurotiomycetes; Eurotiales; Aspergillaceae
Product: putative extracellular serine-rich protein
Exons: 1
Coding region: 372-812 (146 amino acids)
Source: RefSeq, a predicted model, not a curated record
CAACGACCUAGCCCCUUUUCCUUUCCACUGCCUCUCGCUCUUCUAUAACCUCUUCCUCCCUUCCUUCGACUUCUGAUCUCACUGCGUGAUACUCCAUCAUCGUUGUCUCUCUCUCUCUUUCUACAAGGGCUGUCACUCGUUUCCAGCUCCAUUCACUCUUUUUUCCACACAAAACCCCCCCAGCGACAACUCAAACACCUUAAUCCUUGCGGUUUAUACCAGUCAAUUCAAACCACAUUCGACACCCCUGUAUCUUACAGCACGAACCAUCUUUCCCAACUCCAUUCUUAACCGCCUGGCUGUCCCCGCCUCGAUCUCAACUUCUCCAGAUAGCCAAGAAGAAGAAAGAAAGAAAGUCCGUCGAAGUCAAGAUGCAGUUCCUCAAGGCUCUCCUCAUCGCCAGCGCCGCUUUCGCGCCCUUUGCCUUCGCCACUGAAGUCCAAUCUGCCACCUCCGCCGUCACCAAGACCGUCACCGUCAAGGUUGUCAGCGCCACGCUUUCGUCGACAGCUACUCCUACCCCAACUUCCUCUUCCACUACCAGCACCAGCACCACCACCACCAAGAGCAGCACCCAGAUCAUCAAGACCACCAGCUUCUCCGCGACUCCUUCGUCGACUGCUUACUCGUUCCACCCCAGCUCCAGUGCUGCUGUUUCCUCCAUCGUCGUGGUUCCCUCCUACUCUAGCACCGCUGCACCCUCGUCUUCCUCUGCUCCCAUUCUGACGGGUGCCGCUGCCCCUGCUGCAAAGCUUUCCGGUGCUGCUCUUGGUGCCGGUGCCGUUGCCGUUGCCGGUCUCCUCAUGUUCUAGAUCCAGCUCUAGGAUUUUCAAAACGCUUAGAUCUCAUCAAUGUUCUCUUUUCGUUUUAUUUUCUCAACUUCCAUCUAUUGGGUGCAUGAUUCCCUCCGAGUAGGGCGAAUAUAGAUCAGAGUCGGCUUCUUCAUCGUUAUCUCUCUCUCUCUCUCUCUCUCUAUACCAGCCUGUCAACCAGGGUCUGCGGCCUACUACCUCUUUCCCUAUGUCCAUGUCUUAUCUUCACUUCUUCAACUACGUCAACUCUUACUACUACUACCUUUCAUAUAAUACCACGCACGCCUCCAGCGCAUAUGUAUUGAUAUUCUGCUACAUAUUAUCUUUCACGUUUUCGUCAAUGUCCGUCUCCUGGUUUCUCCAACGCCGCUGCAAACUUAGCUGGGACUCAGCCUGUACGAUGACGAAUCACGGUUUCUUCUUCUUCUUCUUCUUCUUUUCUAAUCUUUUUUCCAAUAAUUGCUAAAAGAGUUUCUUUUUUUUUUCUUUUUUUUUUUUUU